Triticum dicoccoides is the source of this 1534-nucleotide messenger RNA. RefSeq names its product (S)-8-oxocitronellyl enol synthase ISY1-like. NCBI's taxonomy places the organism in Eukaryota, Viridiplantae, Streptophyta, Magnoliopsida, Poales, Poaceae. Bases 72 to 1253 code for a protein of 393 amino acids. The transcript has a single exon. The record is from RefSeq and is a predicted model, not a curated record.
GCCUGUGUUAUACCUAUACGUGAGCUUCAGUGUCGAGUGAGCCGUAGUAGCCUAGCUAGCUGACUCCCGCGAUGAGCUGGUGGUGGGCAGGCGCGGUGGGCGCCGUCAAGAAGAGCCAGGACGAGCGCGCGGCAUCGUCCUUCCAGAGCGUCGCCCUCGUCGUCGGAUCCACCGGCAUCAUCGGCACCUCGCUCGUCGACAUACUCCCGCGCCAUGACACCCCCGGCGGCCCCUGGAAGGUGUACGCCGUCUCUCGUCGCCCGCUCCCUCCGUGGUCCCCGCCGCCCUCACCUGCCGUCACGCACCUGCACCUCGACCUGGCCGACCCUGUCGCCGUAGUGGAGGCCCUCACGCCGCUCACCGACAUCACCCACGUCUUCUACGCCGCGUGGUCGAGCCACCCGACGGAGGCUCAGAACCGGGAGGCCAACUCCGCCAUGCUCCGCAACGUGCUCUCCGUCGUCGUCCCUGGCUGCCCCGCGCUCGCCCACGUCUGCCUCCAGACCGGCCGCAAGCACUACAUCGGCCCGUACGAGGCUAUCGGCAAGAUCCCCGUCCCAGACCCGCCGUACACCGAGGAUAUGCCCCGCCUGGAUUACCCCAACUUCUACUACGACCAGGAGGACGUCUUCUUUGAGGAGGUCUCCCACCGCGACGGCGCCGUCAGCUGGUCUGUGCACCGUCCCUCCGUGGUCUUUGGGUUCUCUCCCCGGAGCGCCAUGAACGUCGUGGCCAGCCUGUGCGUCUAUGCUGCCAUCUGCCGCAAGGAGGGCGCCACGCUGAGGUGGCCUGGGACCAGGGUUGCCUGGGAGGGCUUCAGCGACGCCUCCGACGCGGAUCUCGUCGCCGAGCAGGAGAUCUGGGCAGCCGUCGAUCCGUUGGCAAAGAACGAGCCUUUCAAUUGCAGCAAUGGAGAUUUAUACAAGUGGAAGCAGCUCUGGCCGAUGGUGGCUGACCGAUUCGGGGUGGAGUGGACGGGGUACGAGGGAGAGGACAGCCGGUUCAUGCUCGCCGACGCCAUGGCCGGGAAGGAGGCGGUGUGGGCAGAGAUCCUCCAAGAGAACGAGCUUGUCACGACAGAGCUCCAAGAGAUCGCCAAUUGGUGGUUCCUUGAUGCCGUGUUCAAUGUCAAGAGUGAGCAUCUGGAUAGCAUGAACAAGAGCAAGGAGCAUGGAUUCCUCGGAUUCCGUAACACGGCUAAGUCCUUCAACGCAUGGAUUGAUAAGAUGAAGGCUUUGAAGAUUGUUCCGUGAUGUCUUUAUUGUCCAUAUCUACUCCCUCCUUUCGGAAUUACUUGUCACAAAAAUGGAUAAAAAUGGAUGUAUCUACAACUAAAAUACAUCUAGAUACAUUCAUUUCUUGGACAAGUAAUUCCGAACGGAGGGAGUAUUACUGUAUUUACAGCAUGCAUGCUGCCGCAUCCCAUUUUCAUUCUUUGAAGUUAGUUUCAUUACAUCAUUUCUGCGUUUGGGUUUGGGAAGAUGGUAUAAUGUAAAAUGUUAUAAUCUAGAAUAAAGUAUGACGACCAAAUAAA